Cucurbitaria berberidis CBS 394.84 is the source of this 546-nucleotide messenger RNA. RefSeq lists its product as uncharacterized. Lineage: Eukaryota; Fungi; Ascomycota; Dothideomycetes; Pleosporales; Cucurbitariaceae. The coding region runs from base 1 to 546 and encodes 181 amino acids. The record is from RefSeq and is a predicted model, not a curated record. The transcript has a single exon.
AUGCAGACUCCUAGUCCAUCAACUUCAUCUCCAUCAUCACCAGAUCGAUGCAGCUCUGAAGGUUCCACCAAGUUUACAACGUCACCACCAUGUGGGAAUCACAACGUCGAUCCGAUCAACCAUCCAAGAGCGCUUGGAAAGCUACUUAGUCCGCCAAAAUCGGAGGUCAAAGUGUGCGCGUCAUCUCCAGUAAACGAUAACCAGACAUGGGAUAUCAGCGAUCCAACAACAUGGCCUAUCCUGCAUCUUCCAUUCCACAUGAAACCGGGCUGCAGUGCGCCGACGUACAUUGACGAGCUACUCGUACACGUUUACUACAUGGGUGCAGGCGCAAGGCUGCUAAGGGAACUAUUGUUCAGGGCGAUCGAGGAAGUGGAAAGGGAGGAGGAUAAGGUAGCAAUCGAGCGCACAGCGUUCUUAUGCUGGCCUUUCAACGUGACUGCGAACGGGUAUUGGAAGGACAAGGGCGGUAUGACGAAGGAAGAUUUGGAUGCAUGGAGGACGAUGAAAGCCAGAAACAACUUUCGCUUCUGCACCCUUGAGUAA